Clunio marinus is the source of this 653-nucleotide messenger RNA. NCBI's taxonomy places the organism in Eukaryota, Metazoa, Arthropoda, Insecta, Diptera, Chironomidae. The record is from the annotation of a GenBank genome assembly.
UUCAUUACUUUUUCAGUAGCGCGAGAAUCAACAAGUGGCUUCUUUGUGAUCAGCAAAAUAUUUAUUAAUUCUUUCAAGAUUUUGUUAUCGCUGAGAACCAAAAUUUGAAAAUUGCAAAAGCAGAAAAAAUAUCAAAAUCUUUUCCCACAAAUCAACUAAAUUAUAACGAUGAACACAGGAGUAAUUUGCAUCAGUUUAACCGCCGUCAUCUUUCUAAUAUUACCCACGGAAAGCGCCGAAAUCGGAUCAAAUAAUAUUUUGAGUCGAAAUCAAAGGUCAGAAGAGAAAUUGUGUUCGAGCGUUAGUCCAUGUCAAUGGGGUGUAUAUGGGAGUAAUGAGAGAAAAGUCAUUCAAUAUCAUAUCAAAACUGCGAGUUGUGUCUGUGGAGAAGAUAGAAAGUGCUCAAUUUCUGAAGAUAGCUUAUCAAUGAAAGCUUUCAUCUAUAGAUGUGUUCAAGAUGAAACUUCGUCAAUAACUCCUGAUGAAUUAAGUACAGCUUAAAGUGACGACAAUCAAAUUUAUUGCUAAAUAAACAUUGCAACUUACAGCUUUAAUUACACUUUAAAAUAAGUAUUAGAUACUCGUUGAAUGUUUCUUGUAUAUCAAGCUUUUAAUGAAUAAAUCUGACGAAGGGAAAUAUUCUGAAUGAAUAA